AAAUUAACACCAGAGGUGGGGUCCUGAGCACAAUAAAUUGAAACAUCGGCAUAUAAUCCUUAAAUUUUCUACUCUCAAUUUCUAGGACACAAACUUUGACCAUUUAAUUUUGUUUUCAAUUUUUUUUUCUCUCGAAAUAAUGCAAAAUUUGAAAAUAGGUGCGUGCAAUUUAUGUAGACGAAAAUCAGUCCAAGAGUCAAACAUUAUUUAACAAACAUAUUUGCGGUAACCAAUUAUUUAAUCUCAAUUUACUUUAUGGGAUAAUUUGAAGAAAAAUGCUAAAUCUUGUAAAUUAUCACCAGAGGUGGGGUCCUGAGCACAAUAAAUUAAAACAUCGGCAUAUAAUUCUCAAAUUUUUUAAAAAAAUUUACAUAGAAAAAAAACCUCCAAAUUUAUUUUUAAAAAAAUUUCGAAAAUCCUCGCUAAAGUCUCCAACAUCUCAUGAACAUCCAUGACUAUCACAAAAGGCCAUUUAAUAGAUUUUAGGUAUUGGAGCUUAUGACCAAAUAUUUGAGGUUUAUUUUUAGGGGGUAAUGCUUACUUUACGUACCUUUUAUAGUUAGGGUUUGGGAUAUUCAAUAUUGAUGAUUACACUAAUUCUUAAUUUUAAUAUAAAUUACAUAUAUUUCAUAACUUUUUCUUGUUUUUUAAAUUUUUCGUCAAGAGAUAUUGUUUUGAUAUAAUCACGUUGAAAAUUAGUCUACACUCAAGUCAAAUGGUCAAAGGGUGUAAGCUCAGUUUCUUGGACUUCACCAGUUAUCAAUUGUGAUCGAGUGAGUACAUUGUAAAAGUUCUUGGUAAAAUUUGGUACAUUGUAAAAUCCACAAAACCUUGUUAGUUUCGUACUCGCGAGUCAUUCCGAUUUCGAGAGCUUGUAUUUUUCGAUCAUUACUGAAUUUGUUUGAUUUAGAUAUGGUUCAUAAGACGUAAUUAACUGGAAAAUAUGAAAAGACAUCAUGUGUGAUUAACUAUAGUCUAGUGUUAGAUGUAAUUUUUCCAACAACGCUUUUCUAUCAUACAAAAAUUAGUUUCAUAUAUUACACUAUACAGUAUUAUUACUACAUUUAGAUUAAAUUCGUUACUUUGUCAUGACAAAUAAAACGUUAUUAUCCCUUUGAUAUUAUCGUCUAUAAGUUUUACACCAACAAAAAUUGACGUUUAUCUUCUUUCUCUCUCUCUCUUGUUGAAGCUUUUUGUGAAAAAAACUAAUGUUUAUUGCAAACAAGUAUAUAUAUUUAAAUAAAUUUCCCCGUUAGUUUCCUGAUUUUCUCAUCGAAAAAUCAGUUUCCUUAGGAAAUGUAUAGAACCCAUUCAUCUGGAAAACAACGUUAGAAAAAAAAAAGCGAUUAUAAAUUAUUAUUUGUUAUUACAAUUGAUUUAGAAUAUAUUGUUGUAAUAUAUUUGAAUUGAAAAAAAAAGAAUGGUAAAUUCUUGUUGUAUCAUUAAUUACUGAAAUCGGAAACUGUGAAAUGUACGGGGAUGUGCCGGUGUUUAUGGCGGAAGGAGAGUUGUUCAGGGAUCAACCAUACGCAGGAGAACUUCCUCAGGGUCUAUGGACCACCGGUCUUUGUGAUUGUCACGAAGAUGGUUGCAUUUGUUUUCAGACAGCUAUAGUGCCAUGCGUCUCCUUCGCUCAGAACACCGAGAUCGUAAACAGAGGAACCAUACCUUGCAUAAACGCAGGUUUGAUUCAUCUAGCGUUAGGGUUUGUGGGUUGCUGCUGGCUUUACGCGUUUCCAAGCAGGUCAAGGCUUAGGGAACAUUUCGCAUUGCCUGAGAAACCAUGCAGUGACUAUUGGGUCCAUAUAUGUUGCACACCGUGUGCUAUCUGCCAAGAGUCUAGAGAACUCAAGAACCAAGGCGCUGAUCCUUCCCUCGGUUGGGUUUCGAAUAUAGAGAAAUGGAGACGAGAGAAAAUAACUCCUCCCAUUGUUGUACCAGGCAUGAACCGCUAAGUGUUGC
This is a messenger RNA of Brassica rapa (field mustard), 1962 nucleotides long. Its product is annotated as protein PLANT CADMIUM RESISTANCE 12. The record is from RefSeq and is a predicted model, not a curated record. Lineage: Eukaryota; Viridiplantae; Streptophyta; Magnoliopsida; Brassicales; Brassicaceae.